This is a messenger RNA of Paramuricea clavata, 2591 nucleotides long. The record is from the annotation of a GenBank genome assembly. Lineage: Eukaryota; Metazoa; Cnidaria; Anthozoa; Malacalcyonacea; Plexauridae.
AUGGAGUCUACCAGACAAAAUGCUCCAAUUCCGGACAAAAAAUUCGAUUCUAUCGAACGGAUGAGGACUAACGUCCUUGAUAUGGCCAGGGAGAGAGGCCUAGAAAUACAAGGGAAAAUUAACAACCACUUCAACGAACUUCUCAAGAAGGAGAAGAGGAAAAUAGUCGGAAAGGAAGUUAAAUCGGCCGCAAGACAAUUCCGAAGGCGAAGGAAGCAAACCGAGGCCGACGUGAAAAAGGAAAUAAGGGAUGCGAGGAGAUGGAGGAUAGAUAUAGCUAAGGAAGAGAAAAGACGACGGAAGGAAGUACUUUACUGGAAGGAAGAGGCCUCAAGGUGGAAGAAGGAAAACCGACGCUUAAAACGUAAUCUCAAGGCUCGCGAAAAACGGGCUGAGGUAAACCGUAAGAUCGCAGAGAAUAGGUGGAGGGGUAAGAAAAAGUACGCCAAACUUCAAGCGAAGGUGGGUGACGAGCUUAAGAAAAUAUGGGAAAUCCGACGUAGCGAAACCCUAAAACCCGUCCUAGCCAAACACGCCAUCGAGGGAAAGGUAAAAAAGUACGUCAUCACCCCAAACGGUAAUUAUUUUCCAUCCUACUUCUUAGACAUUACGGAAGAUGAGGUUAGGGCACUCAUAAACUCCGAAACGGGACCUAGGAACGUCAGGAUGUCCUUAGCCUGUGACAUGGUAAAGACCAAACCCAAAACCAAGGAAAAAAUUGUAAAGGUACCCGGCUUUAGUUCUAGGAACCAUAAGCUUAUCGGUGCGGAUGAUACGGAAGAAAUCCAGGAUAUUAUGAGGGAAAAAAUGGUGAAGUCCCUUUCGGAAUACCAGAGGGAAGGUAGCUCGUGGAAACUACGUAGAGUCGUUCGGCUGGAAGUCCACAUCGGAAAGUUCCGACCACAUAGGGGUAAGAAACACGAACCACUACCUAAAUCCAUAGCCAGCAAGAAAGCGAUUAUCAACAUGAAGAACAACGACGACGAAUGUUUCAAGUGGGCUGUCACACGUGCCCUGAACCCCACCGACAUCCAUCCGGAAAGAAUCACAAAAGAACUCAAGAGACAAUCCGAAGGGUUGGACUGGGAAGAGACCGAAUUCCCAACACCGAUAAACGAUAUUAAAAAAUUCGAGAAAAACAACGACAUUUGUAUCAACGUGUUCAGCGGCGACGAUAAAACCAAGGUCUACCCCAUACGGGUAUCAGGAAAAGCCAAUCCCGUAAGACUCUUCCUAUGGAAAAACCACUAUAGCGUUGUUAAGGAUAUGUCUAGACUCGUAGGUUCACAAAUCAGUAAGAACGAACACAAAAAAUAUAUAUGUGAUCGGUGUCUGAGCGCACACGGAUCGGAAGAACUCCUGGAAAAGCAUCUUGGAUUGUGCUCGAAGCAUGAAUUUCAAAGACACGAAUAUCCAAAACCCGGAAGCACCACAGAAUUCGGAAACUACGAAAGGAUACAGCAAUUUCCGAUCGUCAUCUACGCAGACUUUGAAUGCUACAUUAAGAAAUUGGAUGCAAAUGAGCAAACACAACCCCCAGCGGAUUCUGCUAUUACAUCAAGUGUUUCGACAACUCCAUCUACAAACCCAAGCUGGUACACUAUACACAGCAGUAUGAGGGAGAAGACAUCACCAAAAAAUUUGUGGACAUGUUGAAGAGGUAAUGAAGGAUAUCCACAACAAGUUCAAGUUCAAGGUGCCUGUCAUAAUGACCUCCAGGAACAUCAAAGAUUACAAAGAAGCAACCACCUGCUACGCAUGCAAGAAAGAAUUCACAAAAGACUACAGAGUCAACGACCACUGCCACUAUACAGGUAAGUACACGGGUGCAGCACACAAUUCAUGCAACCUCAAAAUGAAACAACCAAAAUUCAUACCGGUCCUCUUCCAUAACCUUGAAGGGUAUGAUGCUCACCUGUUUAUCAAAAACCUCGGGGUGAGUAGCGGAGACAUCAAAUGUAUUCCCAAAACGGAAGAGAAGUACAUAUCCUUUACCAAAGAGGUAGUCGUCGACACAUUCAAAAACAAAGACGGUAAGGAAAAGAAGGUCAAAAGGGAAUUAAGAAUCCUGGACUCCUUCAAAUUUAUGGCAAGCCCCUUGGACAAAUUUACCAAGGAUCUAGGUAAGGACGACUUCGAAAAUCUGAAACUGAUGACAUCAAACCUCACCACAAGACAACAGAUGCUUUUAAGAAAAAAGGAUGUAUACCCCUAUGAAUAUAUGGACGGAUUCGACAGACUGAAGGAAACAUCCCUACCACCCAAGAAGAAGUUCUUCAGCAGUCUUACGGGUGAAGACGUCAGCGGUGAUGACUAUAGGAGAGCACAGAAGGUGUGGAACACCUUCGAUAUGAAAACCAUGAGGGACUACCACAACCUAUACCUUAAGACCGAUGUCCUACUACUAGCGGACGUUAUGGAAAACUUUAGGAAGAUAUGUAGAACGAACUACGGACUCGACCCCCUGUGGUAUUACACAGCACCGGGACUGGCAUGGGAUGCGUGUCUCAAGAUAACCGGGGUGGAAUUGGAUCUUAUUUCCGAUCCGGAUAUGUAUUUACUCAUAGAAAAAGGAAUACGUGGAGGAAUAA